Morchella importuna is the source of this 675-nucleotide messenger RNA. RefSeq lists its product as uncharacterized. Gene Ontology annotation, cellular component: membrane coat; intracellular membrane-bounded organelle. The coding region runs from base 1 to 675 and encodes 224 amino acids. Lineage: Eukaryota; Fungi; Ascomycota; Pezizomycetes; Pezizales; Morchellaceae. Gene Ontology annotation, biological process: intracellular protein transport; vesicle-mediated transport. The transcript has 6 exons. The record is from RefSeq and is a predicted model, not a curated record.
AUGAUCAACGCCGUACUAGUAUUCAACAAUAACGGCCAGCCGCGUCUGACCAAGUUCUACUCCCAGAUUGACGUCUCACUGCAGCAAAAGCUCCUCACCCAGAUCUUCUCCCUCGUCUCAAACCGCCCUGCCUCCGCCUGCAACUUCCUCCCCCUCCCACCCCUCCUCGCCGGCUCCUCCUCCUCAACAUCCUGGAACACCAGCGCCGGCGACGAACCCACCACCCUCCUCUACCGUCACUAUGCCACGCUCUACUUCAUCGUGAUCAGCGACUCACUCGAGUCACCCCUCGGUCUCCUGGACCUAAUCCAAGUGUUCGUGCAAGCGCUCGACGCCCUCUUCGAGAACGUCUGCGAGCUCGACCUCAUCUUCAACUUCGAGACGCUGCACGCAACGCUCGAGGAGAUGAUCAUCGGCGGGUGCGUCGUCGAGACGGAUCUCGGCAAGAUUGUCAAGGCUGUGCGCGACGCGGGGAAGGUUGCGAAGCGGCCGAAGGAGCGGAGUGUGGGCGGGGGAGGCGGGUCGGGCGGUAAUGUGGAAUGUGGAAUGUGGUUGUGGGUAAUUGAUUGGCAUGGCGUUUGGGAUGGCCGGGAGGGUGGCUGCUGCUGGUACGUACGUAGAUAUCAAGUAAUAUCUAGGAACAAGCAGCCAAAUACUGCGCAGUUGUAUCCGUAA